This is a messenger RNA of Vitis vinifera (wine grape), 1306 nucleotides long. Its product is annotated as F-box/kelch-repeat protein At1g57790. The transcript is spliced from 2 exons. Bases 46 to 1275 code for a protein of 409 amino acids. The record is from RefSeq and is a predicted model, not a curated record. NCBI's taxonomy places the organism in Eukaryota, Viridiplantae, Streptophyta, Magnoliopsida, Vitales, Vitaceae. Gene Ontology annotation, molecular function: protein binding.
UCAAGUACAUUAUUGGAAACAAUCCCUUGCCCUCACACUACUACUAUGUAUAAAACUAGGGCUGAAGAAGAAACCCUAUCAAUUGCACUCAUGGCUUCCCUGCUCAGGCCAUGGUCGAAUCUCCCUGAUGAGAUACUAGUGAUGGUAUUCAAACGCCUCCUCCACAUCUGCGAUCGGAUUCGGUUUCGCGCCGUUUGCAAGGGUUGGCGGCUGCCGGUACGACUCAUUCAAGGGCUCUUUCCCAUUCCGAAACUGCCAUGGACAAUGGAAUACAUGUGGAAGAAGACAACGGAUUCAAACCGUACAUCGAGUAUUUGCAAGCUACGUGAGCCUGAUCUCCAUCAAGGCAGCAGCGCAUCCCGAUCUUACAUUGUAGAAAACGGGAUGAUGGAAGGGAGGAGCAACUUCGUGGAUGCGGAGGCUUGUGCGUCCAGAGACGGUUGGGUGCUUUUCUCCAAAGAGGAAGGAAAAGGGAGUUUGCUCUUCUUUUUCUUUAGUCCAUUUACUAAAGCGGUGAUAUCCCUUCCUCACCUGGAGUCACCUGGGUUUGAAGUUGCCACAUUCUCCUCCGCCCCUACUUUCCCUGAUUGCGUUGUGUUUGUGACGCAUCCACCCGAGUCGGGUAAAAUCUCCAUAAGCAUAUGCCGCCCCUGUGGGGAUGAUCGGACAUGGAACGGCAGUAUAUUUCGUGUACCUGAGUUUUUCGACUCCGUGGAAUCCGUGGCCUACAUGGGAGGAAGUUUUUACUGUCAUUUCGGAUGUUUCUACCGGAUGACAUCUUUCAACACUGCCACUCAAAAAUGGAGUAUUACAAGAAUUAGAUCUUCUCCAACCUAUGAAAACGACUAUGCUAUUGAUGAUUGUACUUUGUUUUGCUUCAGUAAUCCGAAUUACUUGCUGGAAGGUGAAGGAGAGUUGUUAUUGGCAUAUGCAGCCAAAGAUCGCUAUUCCCUAUAUCCUGGUGAGUAUGAUGACGAAUGGUUUCUUCUGUACAAGCUGGAUUGGAAGCGCAAGGCAUGGCGCAAUAAGGGAAGGUUGAGAGGUGGGGCGAUAUUUCUUGGUAAAACGUCGUUUUGGAUUUCAAGUGAAGGAGAAACAGAGAUGGUAGCAAAUAGGGUCCACCAUUACUCCCGUGGCACCCCUAAAUUCUUUCUGUCGCCCUCGGAUUAUCCCUUUGGGCUUCUCGAAGAACAUAGAGAGAAGUGCAAGAUUUGCUAUCAUCCUUGUACGCAAGGGCUAAAAACAAUCUGGAUUGCACCUCCUCCACAGUUUUAGCAUCUUAUAUGUUUAAUCAUAGAUUUGCCAG